Molecule: messenger RNA, 5583 nt
Organism: Symbiodinium sp. CCMP2456
Lineage: Eukaryota; Dinophyceae; Suessiales; Symbiodiniaceae
Source: the annotation of a GenBank genome assembly
AUGUUGCUGCCCUUGAUCACUGAGCUCAUCAAGCAGGCCGUUGCGGAAGCUUUGGGGGGUGUGCUGCCAGGUGGUCAGUCUCAGGCCCGCCCCGUGCAGCAGCCAACAAGUGGGCCGGCAACGGCCAAAGGACAGGACCGUCCGAAGGGCGGUGGUAAGCAGGGUGCUAAGCCGCCGGCGCAGCCAGCUGCCGAAGCACCUCGUGUUGUUAGGCAACAGCAGGCUCAUGGGCCGAAGCAGGGGUCAAACGGCAAAGGCAAAGGCAGUGCCGUUUCCCAGCCGACCGGAGCGGGCUGGCAGCUUGUCACGCGCAAGGCCAAAGAUGAGGGCGAGUUCCAGCUCAGGGCUCAGGAUUGGACGGCACCUCUUGUUGCGUACUCCAGCCUUGGUAGCCUCAUCGAUAAGGCCAAGCAAGAUGAAGUGAUUAAAGGUGUCAUUUUUGCGACUAAGCCCCAGCUUGACACUGCGCGGGCCAUGCUCAAAUCCUCAAACAAGCCGUAUGCAAUGCUGCAUAUCUACCUUGACAAAGGGGACAAUGCCCGUCGCAUUCCCGGCCGUGUUGGGGAUGCCUUGCGCUUUCGCACCGCCCAGGUGCUUCAGGUCAACAGCGCCAGUGAGCAUUUGACCCCGGACCCCCAAGGGCUGGCGGCACCGGUGAAGGUCAAGUCUUUGCAGACCUCUUUGGUCUAUGUGCGCAUACCAAAGGCUUUCGCUAGCGAGCAGACUUGGAAGGAGUUUAAGGGCAACGCCGCCAAGGCCGCUAUGCAGUGGGCCAGCUCACAUCACGUCCAGGGCGUGGACGCCUUCGGCUGGCUGGAAGAACAGCUCAAGGAUCAGAAAUCCACGCAGUUGUUCGGCAUGCUCCGUGUCCCGUCUGCUGACAUUGGCACUUUGCUUGGUGUUUCGGGCCAGAAGGGAAUCUUUGUGGAACCCGCCCGCCGCGAUGCCAUUAGCGUGCGCCUUGAGUGGCUUCCCCGUACCUCCAAACAGGAGGCAGACGAGCAGUACCUUCAAAGGGCCUUGCGGGGUGCUACGGCACACGGCCUAGCUGUGUUCGGGAACCGGAUCGCUUGGCGGCAUGCCAAGGUCGCUGGCGAGGUCCUGCCGCGCAUCUGGACGCUUAGUGAGGUGCCGAAAGACUGGACCGGUCACGAGGUGACACAACUUCUUGCGCAGGGCUUCAAGGACGUCACCGUCUUGUCGCACCGGCUGCACAAAGGCACCAUGACCUUCCGCUUUAGAGCCACCUGUUUGGCUGGCGACAAGGACCUUGUUCCGCUUAGUGCUCAGAUUGAUGACUCCGCCUCGCCCGUUGUGCUUUGGGCUGCCAUUGCGCCGGCUAGGUCUUUCCAAUCGCAGCAGAGGCGCUUGGCAAGAGGCAACGUGCCACAUGUGCCGCCCGACCGCACCACGAGCCUUGCUGCUGUGCCGGUCUCGGCCCAAGCACCGCCAGCCACUACCCAGGAUGCGGCUGGCAAAGAGCUCCCGGCCGCUAAACGUUCCCGCGGCUCGGCCCGCCAAAUUCCACAGGCCCUAGAGCGCGUCCCUUGUGAUCUCGAUGGCAACUGUGCUUUCUCGUCUGUGGCCCAGGGCCUUGCUUGGCUCUCGGCGGGCAAGGGCGGGACCCAAAAGGAGUUUAGCCACGUCGAGCUUCGAGCUCGUGCCACCAGCCACAUCGAGAAACACCGUUCGGAAUACGAAAGUGAGUGGGACGGUGUCUUGCCCGAUGGCACCAAGGACAAGACUUUUGAUGACUAUCUUGCGGCCAUUCGGCAGCUUAAGCAGUUUUCAUCCGAGCUUGAGAUCCGGGCACUUGCCCGCAUUUACAACAUCCGGGUGCUCAUUGUGCCGGCCUCUGACGCCUUCACGCCAAUGGUGUUCCAUGCCCAGGCCAAGCGCAUGUUGGUCUUAUGGUUGGAAGACAAACACCUCGAGCUUUUGCGGCCAAAAGGCGAGAACACCACCUCCAAGGACUACCCGGAGGAAUACUGGAAGGUCACCGAGGGGCCCGUCAAAGGCAUCAAAGUCGGUGGCUCCGAGACUGCUUCUUCGAUCCGUUCGGGUACUGUGUGGAGCGCCCAGGCUUCCCAAAGUGCACGGGCUGCCCGCCCCAAUGUGGGGAGCGACCAGGAACGUGAGGACCUUGAGGUGCCACCGCCCCCGCCGACAGGCGUCAAGCGCCCUAGGUAUACCCCGCAGGUCACUUGCCAACAGCACCUUGCUCAAAUCAGGUACAAGCAUUGCGCCAAGCACCAUGAUGGAGAGGGCCUUCCUGGACCUGCCCGCCGCAAAGAGCCUUACGUGGUUCCGGUCACGGGCCCGCGGCACAACUUCUCUUGGAUCUGUGAAUGGUGCAAUUGUGGAGUGAGGCAAGCCGUUGCCAAUGCAGCCCGCGAGCAAACUGUGGCCCGGGCGAUUCGUGGGCACCUUAAAGAGGCGCACCCCAAGCAGCCUAGGCACAUGCAUCAGAAAGCCCGCCUCGGCGUUUCGCACAGCCACAAUAGGCGUGUUCAAAACUGGAAUGCGGCGGUGUCCAAAUGUUUCCAGAAGCGAGCAGACCUCCUCGCCGCGGGGUUCGAGAGUUUCGCCAAGCUCAAGAUCCUCAGCAGAGUUCGGGAUUGGUGCCGCCGCCACCCCAAACAACAUACGAUGCCCCAGCCCGAGCUCAAAGUGAUCUUCACCUUGGCCACGCUCGCCCUGCAGGGCCGUGACAUCCGCACGCAAUGCGCCGCCGCUUACACCCGCGAAUGGCGAGGUUUGGGGUGGCAGCUUUACCUGUCAAAGCCCGAGUCCCACUCUGGGCUUCACCGUGUGGCGGCGGCCUGCCGCUUGCCAAGCCGUGCCGUGAGUUUGCCAGUCACGGUUGCGGCCACCAGGCACGCAGCCCUGCUAGUCGAGGCCGAGCAAGACAAUCGUCGUCGACCGGUCCUUUUCGUGGCCACUUACGGUUUUGCAGGGGACCUGCUCGCCACCAACGGCAUGGUCAAUGACCUUGUUGACGCGUGCCAUGGCUUCCGUGGUCCUUUUGUCAUGUUGGGCGAUUGGAACCAAACUGCAGACGAGGGCCUUUUGCAGCAACAUGUCAUGACUGGCUCCGUCCGUCUGCUGGACGCUUGGCACUGUGCAGGUCCGUGUGACCACACCGCUGUGGCCUAUAGUCUCAACUUGUUUGCCAACUUCACAGGCCACCUCGAGGACGCUUUGGCGCAAGGCGACAUGGCCCUGCGCCGCCGCAUCAUCCGUUCAUUGCGUGGCCUCCGGGCUCUGGUCCCUGAGCUUCCCUCUGUGCGAGAAGGCCAGGAGUGUGAUGUGUACGGGGCGGUUCAAGCUCUCCUUGAACAGCGGGUGGCCGAAGAGAAGGCGGCCGCGCUUGAGGGUUGGAGGCUCCGCAUGGAGCAAGCUGAGCACAAGCAGAUCGCUUGGGUCAAGGAGCGCGCUGCACAGGCCCUUGAGGCUUCACAGCAACCACCGACUCUGGUUUCCUCCGUGUCUGCUAUCCACCCGUCUUCGGUGAUCGCAACCCAUGGCGAAGAAUGGACCAAACUGUGGACCUCUGAGCGCCUUGACAACAAGCCGCGACCAGAGCUACUUCGCAUCCUCGAGGCUCUGCCUCAGCGUGAUGUUUGGUCGACUUGCCUUACCAUUUCCCCGACUUGCCUGCAAGCUUCGGCUAAAACCAUGGUAGGCAAGGCCCCCGGUCCGGAUUCCUGGGCUGCCGAGCAUUUCUUGCAGAUGCCAGACCAGUGGUGGCGGGGGUUUUCCAGUUUGUGGCAGUGUCUGCUUAAUGGAGCCGAGGCCCCAAAGGAGUGGCGUCGCAGCCUGGUGGCGUUACUGCCCAAGAAGAUCAUCGCCACGCGUCCGAUCGGUCUCUUGCAAACAGCAUACCGUAUCGGCGCGAAGGCCGUUAGCCGACUGCUCCGUGAAUGGACCCUCUCGUGGACAUCGUCCUCCGCCUUUGGCGGAGCCCCAAACUUUUCCACAGCGGACGCCCACUUCAGAGUGCAUUGUGCUUUUUCACGAGGGGUGCGCAACUUUAUAGUGCAAGACCUUAAAAGUUUCUUCGACUGCCUACACUUGCAAGAUGUGUUGCCGAUUCUAGGCAAGCUCGGUGCGCCGCCAUGCCUGCAACACCUGCUGGCCAGUGUGUACAACGGCAGCGAGAGGCUUUUCACCUCCCGUGGCUUUGCAGCGCCUCGGUGGGCCUCAGCAACCCGUGGCUUGGUGCAGGGUGACCCACUGAGUCCUUUGCUCGCCCUUACGGUGGGGCAUUUGUGGGCGACACACGUGCUUCGGGGCCCGGCCAAAGGUCUCAUGUACGUUGACGACCGCCUAGUUUGGGUUGAGCCUUCGCCCCAACAGGUUAUGCAUAUGAAAGCUGCCGUCCAAAGAUCACAGGAGUUCGACAGAGCCCUGCAACUUGUGUGCGAGCCUUCGAAGUGUGCGGUGGUUACCGCUGGGGCCUCGAGUCCUUUCUUGCCUUUGGCCCAACAGCUUGGCUACCCCAUACAGCAGACUCUAGAGAUCCUGGGGGUGACCCUCGACCUCCAGGAGGGCAAUGCCAGUCCUUUGCGUUUGGCUCCUGAGAAGCUCCUGUGGAGACUGAGGUUUCUGCAGCGCCUCCCGGCCACCCUGCCUCGUAAGAUCAAGCUGCUUUGGCCACUUGUGUUUGCCAGUGCCUUCUGGUGCGCAGGUGUGGCGGCCCCAGACAGCACCUUCCUGCAACAGCUUCAGUUCGAAACUUUGCGAGUCUUCCCUAAGAGCUUCACGCAUGAGGUGCCGAUUUUUCUUCAGCACGCUCUGCUAGGAUGGCACACUAGCCCCUUUUUCCUUAGAGACUACACUGCUUUGCGGCGGGCUUGUCGUUUUGCAACACACCGGCCCCUGUGGUUAGAGGAUGCCCCUCUCACUGAAGGCGCUGCGCCGUGGAGGGUCUUGCUUCCUGAGGCGGCGGAGGCUCUGCAACGUCAAGGCUGGAGUGCUCUGCCUAACGGCCAGGGCAUCCGGAGAGUUGACGCCCAGGGAAAUUCCCGUGAGUUUUUGUUUGGGCAAACAAACCUGCGAACCUUGCACUUCUGGCUCGUGGAGGCUUUCGUGAGCCAAGGGGUCCACAAGUGCAAACGGGUGUGUGCCACCUAUCAUCGGCAAGACAGCGAGUGCGCCCGGGGCCUUUGCCUUCCAAAGCCUCCAAGGCACUCGGCCUUUGACUUCACGGUGCACCGCAAAACGUUCUUAAACUCGAGCAGCCUUUCUGUGCACCGGGCGGCGGCAGCUGCUGGGUCCAGCUACUGGUACUACCAGGCAGGCCGCAAAGGAGCGCCUGGGCUCGGCUCAAACCUGUGCAUGUGCGGGCUCAAGGAGCCCUCUCGGGCACACCUCACGUGGGUGUGUCCACACACCUCUGCAUAUCGCACGGCCGCUGCGGUUGACAUGCCUACGGAUCGGGCAUCGGAGCGGCUGUUUGCUCCGCCCCUUGACUGCUACCCGCCGGCUCCUGACAUUUGCCACGAUGACGGCGCGCGCCUUGGCGCUGCACUUGAGCAAGCGUGCAAGACCACCCUGACGUCGCGGGUCUUCGUGGCGACG